AUGCAUCCACUGCUGAUCCUCACCUUCGUGGGAGCUGCUGUCGCUUUCCCCGCUGAUGACGAUGACAAGAUCGUCGGGGGCUACACCUGUUCGGAGAAUUCCAUCCCCUACCAGGUGUCCCUCAACUCUGGCUACCACUUCUGCGGAGGCUCCCUCAUCAAUGACGAGUGGGUGGUGUCUGCUGCUCACUGUUACAAGUCCCGGAUCCAGGUGAGAUUGGGAGAGCACAACAUUGAUGUCCUGGAGGGUGGUGAGCAGUUCAUCGACUCGGCCAAGGUCAUCCGCCACAGCAAAUUCAGUAGCUGGACCCUGGACAAUGACAUCAUGCUCAUCAAGCUCUCCUCGCCCGCGGUCAUCAGCAGCCGGGUGUCCACCAUAGCUCUACCCACCGCCUGCGCACCCGCCGGCACCCACUGCCUCAUCUCUGGCUGGGGCAACACCCUGAGCUCUGGCACCAACUACCCGGAGCUGCUGCAGUGCCUGGACGCCCCGCUCCUGAGUCAGGCCCAGUGCGAGGCCUCCUACCCUGGGCAGAUCACCGACAACAUGGUCUGUGCUGGCUUCCUCGAGGGAGGCAAGGAUUCCUGCCAGGGUGACUCUGGCGGCCCUGUGGUCUGCAAUGGUCAGCUCCAAGGAAUUGUCUCCUGGGGCUAUGGCUGUGCCCAGAAGAACAAGCCUGGGGUUUACACCAAGGUGUGCAACUUUGUGGACUGGAUUACUGAGACGAUAGCUGCCAAUAGCUAAGCCCCAGCCUUCUGACGUUCCUAUGCUAAUAAAGUGG
Messenger RNA from Manis javanica (Malayan pangolin), 781 nucleotides. RefSeq names its product anionic trypsin. Lineage: Eukaryota; Metazoa; Chordata; Mammalia; Pholidota; Manidae. Gene Ontology annotation, biological process: proteolysis. Gene Ontology annotation, molecular function: serine-type endopeptidase activity. The record is from RefSeq and is a predicted model, not a curated record.